This is a messenger RNA of Momordica charantia (bitter melon), 768 nucleotides long. RefSeq lists its product as uncharacterized. Gene Ontology annotation, molecular function: nucleic acid binding. The record is from RefSeq and is a predicted model, not a curated record. Lineage: Eukaryota; Viridiplantae; Streptophyta; Magnoliopsida; Cucurbitales; Cucurbitaceae.
AUGAAGGUCCAGUUAGCUCAGCCUACGUGGAUGGACCGGAUUAAGAACUUCCUGGUCAGUGGCUCAGUCCCUACUGAUCCGAGCCAGGCCAGAAAGCUCCGAUGUCAAUCUGCUCACUACUUGAUGCAAGAAGACAAGCUCUUCAAGAGGGGAUAUUCUCUACCGUUACUGCGGUGCCUCGACCCAGAGGUAGCGAGCUCGUCUCCGGCCCAUCUGCAGUCCAACGGGCAGAUUGAAGCUGUCAACAAGAUCAUCAAGCGUGGUCUGAAGACGAGGCUGGAAUCUCUGAAAGAUCGGUGGGCAGAAGAGCUACCGGAGGUGUUGUGGUCCUACCGAACUAUACCCCGUCCAUCUACUGGCGAGACGCCAUACGACUUAGCUUUAGGGUCGGAGGCCGUCAUUCCUGUGGAGAUUGGCAUGUUGACGCCCCGAGUUGAGAAUUUCAACGAACAAACCAACAGCGAGGCUCUCCUCGUGAAUCUUGACCUACUCGCGGAGAAACGAUCUCACUCCCAACUCAGACUAGCAGAAUAUCAUAACCGUAUGGCUUGGUACUACAACGCCAGAGUAAAAGUCAGAAUGUUCAAGCCUGGCGACCUCGUCCUCAAGAAGGUAAUGCAGCAUGUCGAAGCACUCCAACCGAACUGGGAAGGUCCGUACAGAGUCUUGGAGAUACUCCGCCCUAGAGCGUAUCUGUCGUUCCACCUCAACGGGAGACAACUCCCCCACCCAUGGAAUGCCGAACAUUUGCGAGUUUAUUAUCAAUGA